GCAUGCUUUUUCCUGGAUGAAGCAGGAUCUCUCUCAGCCUGUUUUCAUCUUUACUUAGCACCUGCUGGCUUGGAGUGGUGUCGCCCAAGCAAUCAGAUGGGAAGAUGUGCCAAGAGCCUGACCUCCCUCCCUCUGUGUGCUGCCCCUCCUCCCCUCACCCCAUAACAGCCUGUCCUGAUAUAGAUGGACAGGGGACCGGUUUAAAAUGACAGUCUCAAGUUCAUUUAGGAAGAGAAGGCUAAUUCAAAGAAACAGCAAGGCAAGCUUCCUUUCUCUGUAGGAAUCAUUAUUAUCCCCUUUGUCAUGGCCCACCUGGGAGCCCAUUUUGCCUUUAGAUCCCGCUGGCAGAAGACCGACGAUGAACUUUGCCGACAUAGCAUGUCUUUUAUCCUUCACAAAGCCAUUCGCAAGGACUUCUUUCAGAGCUAUCUCUACCUGCUGGAAAAAAUUCCCCUGGUGAAAUUGUAUGCUUUAACAAGCCAAGUCAUCAAUGGUGAGAUGCAGUUCUAUGCCAGAGCUAAACUUUUCUACCAGGAAGUACCAGCCACAGAAGAGGGUAUGAUGGGAAAUUUCAUUGAAUUAUCCAGCCCAGACAUCCAGGCAUCUCAGAAAUUUCUUAGGAAAUUUGUUGGGGGGCCUGGGAGAGCCGGAACAGACUGUGCCUUGGACUGCGGCUCCGGGAUAGGAAGGGUCAGCAAACACGUCUUAUUGCCUGUUUUCAACAGUGUGGAGCUGGUGGAUAUGAUGGAAUCCUUCCUCCUUGAAGCCCAGAACUAUCUGCAGAUCAAAGGUGACAAAGUAGAAAGCUACCACUGCUACAGCCUGCAGGAAUUCACACCCCCCUUCAGGAGAUAUGAUGUCAUCUGGAUUCAGUGGGUCUCUGGGCACCUGACCGAUAAGGACCUUCUUGCAUUUCUUUCCCGGUGCCGAGAUGGCCUGAAAGAAAAUGGAGUCAUCAUACUGAAGGACAAUGUAGCCCGUGAGGGCUGUAUCCUCGAUCUCUCUGACAGCAGUGUGACUCGGGACAUGGACAUCCUCCGGAGCCUCAUAAGGAAGAGUGGGCUGGUGGUGCUGAGCCAGGAGAAGCAGGAAGGCUUCCCAGAGCAGUGCAUCCCUGUGUGGAUGUUUGCACUGCAUAGCAACAGACGCUUCUGAAAAGCAGUGGGAAUGAAUGAUGGACUGGGCAGUGGUGCUUUAGGAUGGGGUUGCUCUCCUUCCAGGUGCCCCUUGUAAUACAGAUAGGGAUGCAAAGAGAUGGGAUACAAUGUAUGUCUCGAAAUUAUUUAUGAUAUAAUAUGUACAUGUUUUCAGUAAUGGUAUAAUGCACAUACUCUGAUGAGAUAUGCACAAACU
This is a messenger RNA of Sapajus apella (tufted capuchin), 1353 nucleotides long. It is a transcript of the gene NTMT2, whose product is annotated as methyltransferase like 11B. Gene Ontology annotation, molecular function: N-terminal protein N-methyltransferase activity. NCBI's taxonomy places the organism in Eukaryota, Metazoa, Chordata, Mammalia, Primates, Cebidae. The transcript has 4 exons. The coding region runs from base 304 to 1155 and encodes 283 amino acids. The record is from RefSeq and is a predicted model, not a curated record. Gene Ontology annotation, cellular component: cytoplasm. Gene Ontology annotation, biological process: N-terminal protein amino acid methylation.